UGGAGCGGGCGGUUUUUGCCGCUUGUCCCGCCACCUCCUCUGCCUCACAACCUGCCUCCUCUUCCUCCGCCGCCGCCUCCUCCUCCUGCUCUGGCUCCUCCGCCACCUCUACACGACCCCGGCCCUCUGUCCCUGAGAAGAAGCCGUAUUAGGUCUCCUUCGCGGGCCGGGGGCGCAGCCAUGGCGGACGGCGGCGGCGGCGGGGGCUCGGGCACGGUGGGCGGCGGCGGAGCGGGCCCGGCUUCGGCGGGGGCGGGGACGGGAGCGGCGGGAGGCGGCGGGAGCGGCGGCCCCAUCAACCCGGCCUCACUGCCUCCCGGCGACCCGCAGCUCAUCGCGCUCAUCGUGGAGCAACUCAAGAGCCGGGGUCUGUUUGACAGCUUCCGCCGGGACUGCCUGGCCGACGUGGACACCAAGCCAGCUUACCAAAACCUGAGGCAGAAAGUGGAUAAUUUUGUGUCAACACAUCUGGACAAGCAGGAGUGGAACCCCACGAUGAAUAAAAACCAGUUGCGAAACGGCCUGCGGCAGAGCGUGGUUCAGUCAGGAAUGUUGGAAGCUGGAGUGGACAGAAUUAUUUCUCAGGUGGUGGAUCCCAAACUAAACCACAUCUUCAGGCCACAGAUAGAGCGAGCAAUUCAUGAGUUCCUGGCAGCCCAGAAGAAGGAAGCCGUGCCAGCGCCCCCUCCAGAGCCAGAGAGCCAGGACCCCCCAGCGCCAUCCCAGGAUGCUUCCUAAGGUCCGGUACCCCGUCUUUAGCCCAGGAGCAUCAUCUCUGACUUAUAAAUGUAUGACUGGAUAGCCGAGGGGUAAGCCAUCCCUGGGGAUAAUCAUCUUGUCUGUUCAGAAAAGUAGUUACGCAGAUGGACUUCAUCUACUGUGUACGAGUCAUUUUUCACUGAACUAAGUAGUGGCGUUUUCCGGUGUCAGUGAGGAGGAGCCGGCCAUGGAGCUGUUUCAGCUGUGAAGGGAUGCUUCACUAGAAACCAGCAGGAGGGCAGGUGUGCACCAGGGCAAUUCAGAUGAAAGUCUGUUUCUCUACAGUCGCUUAAAUGAGUCUCACCCCUGGAUACAAGUUAAAUUUGGGUUUGCAAUUUGGAUAUAAAAUCAAGCAAUGCAUUCAAAACUGGCCUCAUCCUAAAUGGGACUUGAAGUCUGCUCGAAGCCCUGCUUGGUUUCCUGAUGUUUAAACAGAGUGGAGGUCACCACUGUCAGUUACCAUGGGGCUCUUCUGGUAAGCGCGUCCUUCUCUAUUUGGAAUCUAAUUUUUAAGAGUAGCUGUAGAUGCACAGAGCAGUGCUUUUUGCAGGUUUGGGAGACAGUGUGAGCCAUAUGGGCAGUGGACGGUGCUUAGCCAUCGUUAGUAACCUCUGGGUUGGCCUUGACACCUCAUUCUGCAUUGGUGUCCUGUUUGUAAGCUUCGUUAAAAUGUCUGUAUUUUUGGUAAAGCAUCAGUGAGUGAGCAAGGCAGGAACUCCGGGCUCAGGCGGCACUCACCCAAGAGAGGAACUUUCUGGAUGCCUAUGUGGGAGCAGACCUUGAUGCCAUUAUGGAGUGUCAAGACAUUCACUCCGUGUCUUCCUAGUUCAAUUGUAAAUUCUUUUAGGAACAUAAAAUUCAGUAAAUGCACUCUUUUAUCAGUAAGCAUUUUGAUAGGAUUCUCUUCGUUUUAGAAUAUGCCUGACAUCUUUUGGAAGCUCCAUCAAAUAGUGGUGAAGAAAUGCAUUCAGUUCAUAACAGUACAACUUUACAAUGAAGACAGGCCCAGGUCGUCACUGAUUUCACCUUUGACUUUGGAAGUGGGGUCCACACUGAAUGGGGAGCAAGUGUGGCAGGAGGAAAGCUGGCCUAUGUGCCCUGCCAACUGGCUAGCCUAUCCAAGGGGACACCCGCAGACACUACAGAGCCUGAAGAAACACUACAUUGGCUGGGGUUGUCCUGAAGCAAACCUUUCUACUUGAACUUGGAGACCGCGUGGAUGUUAGGGUUCGUGCUUGGGGAUAAACGAGCUGCAGUGAAGGAACGUAAGCAGCCCCCAGGAUGCAGCUUCUGAGAAUGGCAGUGGGGGUGGGCUGGGGGUUUGUGACAGCAUGUUUGGCAUCAUUCCUCAGAGCUGCAAACUAGGACGUGCAAGCUGUUAGCAUCAGACAGCUGUGACCUUCUAGUGACCCUCUUGUACGUGAAUCCUGUAGCUUCAGUGUCCUUUCCCCGAAGAGGUGACAGACACGGGACCCUAGGACGCAUGAGAAAGUCCAGACACUAGGUAAAAGGCUCUCUGUCCAGGGCUGCUUCCUGCCCUGCAAGGAGAGGAAGUCUUAGCUGUGUUUAUUUUCUUCUCAUGUUUGUGUUUUUUAGAAAAUUGAAUGAUCAAUGA
This is a messenger RNA of Molossus molossus (Pallas's mastiff bat), 2374 nucleotides long. It is a transcript of the gene BOD1, whose product is annotated as biorientation of chromosomes in cell division 1. The transcript is spliced from 3 exons. The record is from RefSeq and is a predicted model, not a curated record. Bases 181 to 738 code for a protein of 185 amino acids. NCBI's taxonomy places the organism in Eukaryota, Metazoa, Chordata, Mammalia, Chiroptera, Molossidae.